UAUGUACUCACCAAAAAGCCCAACAUACGACAGACACAAAAGUCGGCGAAGACUGACCGGAAGACUGAAGAUCUUAAGUAUCUAACAAAUUGGCGCCAAUCUUCUUCGUAUUCGAUACAUAUACUUCUAUUAAACUUUCUAACCCAUUUCCUCUCAGAAAAUCUCGAGUGUUUUUGCACCCUCUCUUUCUCUCUCCUGAGGCUCCCGUAACAGUGUAACAAUGGCGGACGGCCAUCUCUUCAACAACAUCUCUCUUGGCGGUCGUGGAGGCACUAAGCAAGGGCAGAUGAGAGUUCAUUCAGGUGGCGUUCUUUGGAAAAAGCUUGAUGGAGGAAAAGCUGUUGAGGUUGAUAAGACUAAUAUCGCUGGAUUAUUCUGGAUGAAAGUGCAAAGAUCAAAUCAACUUGGAGUUAGAAGUAAAGAAGGGUUGUAUUAUAAGUUUACAGGUUUUCGGGAUCAGGAUGUUGCCACAUUGACCAGUUUUUUCAAAAGCAGCUAUGUAAUUACCCCAGGAGAGAAACAACUGUCUGUUAGUGGGCAUAAUUGGGGAGAUGUUGACUUCAAUGGUAAUAUGCUGGCUUUUAUGGUUGGCUCAAAACAAGCCUUUGAGGUAUCUUUAGCUGAUGUCUCACAAACUCAGAUGCAAGGAAAAAAUGAUGUUUUAUUGGAGUUCCAUGUGGAUGAUACCACUGGUGCCAACGAGAAAGAUUCUCUUAUGGAGAUCAGUUUUCACAUACCAAAUUCCAACACCCAUUUUGUUGGUGAUGAAAAUCGUCCUUCUGCUCAAGUUUUCCAUGACAAGAUCAUGUCAAUGGCUGAUGUAGAUGCAGAAGAGGCUGUUGUCACAUUUGAUGGUAUUGCUGUCCUUACUCCUAGGGGUCGGUAUAGUAUUGAACUUCAUCUUACGUUUUUACGUCUCCAAGGACAAGCAAAUGAUUUUAAAAUCCAGUAUAGCAGUGUUGUUCGUCUUUUCUGUCUUCCCAAGUCAAACCAACCACAUACAUUUGUUGUUAUCACUCUAGAUCCUCCAAUUCGUAAAGGGCAAACGCUGUACCCACAUAUCGUGAUGCAGUUUGAGAUCGAUUAUGUGGUUGAAAGCACCCUCUCCAUUAGUGACGAACUCUUAAAUACCAAGUACAAAGAUAAGUUGGAACCUUCGUACAAGGGUCUCAUUCAUGAUGUUUUUACAAACGUAUUGCGUGCCCUGUCUAGUGCCAAGGUCACUAGGCCUGGAAAAUUCCGCAGUUGCCAAGAUGGCUAUGCUGUCAAGUCAUCACUUAAAGCUGAAGACGGAAUUUUGUACCCGCUUGAAAAGAGUUUCUUCUUCUUACCCAAGCCUCCAACCCUUAUUCUUCAUGAAGAGAUUGAUUAUCUGGAGUUCCAAAGGCACGUUGUUGCGGGAUCAAAUAUGCAUUAUUUUGAUCUUCUGGUAAAGCUGAAGACAGAUCAAGAACAUCUCUUUCGGAAUAUCCAGAGGAGUGAAUACCAUAAUUUGUUUGAUUUCAUCAGCUCCAAGGGCUUGAAAAUUAUGAAUAUAGGAGAUGGUGCCAAUCAACCUUCAAGCCCCAUUGCAGCUCUUAGCAGUGAUGAUGAUAAUGUCGAUCCUCAUUUGAAUCGUAUCAGGGAUGCACAAGACGAGAGUGAUGAAGAGGAUGAAGAUUUUGUUGCCGACAAGGAUGAUGGUGGGUCUCCUACCGAUGACUCUGAAGAAGAUCAUUCUGAUGCUAGUGCUAGUGGUGAUGAUGAAGAGAGGCCUCCCAAGAAAGAAAAGAAAGAGUUGACAUCAUCAAAAGCUUCUAGCAAGAAGAAAUCUAAGGAUGGAGAUGAAGAAGGCUCAAGGAAGAGAAAACAGAAGAAGAAAAAAGAUCCAAAUGCACCGAAGAAAGCAAUGUCUGGUUUUAUGUUUUUCUCGCAAGCUGAGCGAGAGAAUACAAAGAAAGAAAACCCAGGUAUAAUGUUUACAGAUAUAGCAAAGGUUCUAGGGGAGAAAUGGAGAAACAUGUCAGCUGAGGAAAAAGAACCCUAUGAAGCAAAAGCUCGUGCUGAUAAGAAGCGGUACAAUAAUCAAAUUGGUGACUACAAGAAUCCACAAUCUGCAAAUUUGGACUCAGAAAACGAAUCCGACAGUAAUUAAUUUAAUCAAAUCUUGCGUUGUAUGUUGUAUCAAGUAUGGACAAAAUUCGUACAAUGACGUUCUGUAGGUAAUCUUUUUGUACAAGGCAAGUAACUGUUUGCCAAUUACCAACAAAUUUUCGAUGAGCCUGAGUACUAGCUUGCAUAAGACAGGUGUUUUCUGCAUUAUGGUGCUUUGGAUAGGCCUCUACCAGUAGCUUUUAUGGUUUCACCUAGCUGAAUUGUAAUCUGAUCAACCCAAAAGCCUGACUCAGAGCCAGAGGCCUACAUAUUGGGCUUCUAAUUUGAAACGUGGAAACAAUAAUUGAG
This is a messenger RNA of Amaranthus tricolor (Joseph's coat), 2442 nucleotides long. RefSeq names its product FACT complex subunit SSRP1-like. Gene Ontology annotation, cellular component: FACT complex; nucleus. The transcript has 16 exons. The record is from RefSeq and is a predicted model, not a curated record. Gene Ontology annotation, molecular function: nucleosome binding; DNA binding; histone binding. The coding region runs from base 221 to 2134 and encodes 637 amino acids. Lineage: Eukaryota; Viridiplantae; Streptophyta; Magnoliopsida; Caryophyllales; Amaranthaceae.